Phyllostomus discolor (pale spear-nosed bat) is the source of this 1106-nucleotide messenger RNA. RefSeq lists its product as uncharacterized. The transcript has 2 exons. The coding region runs from base 16 to 789 and encodes 257 amino acids. The record is from RefSeq and is a predicted model, not a curated record. NCBI's taxonomy places the organism in Eukaryota, Metazoa, Chordata, Mammalia, Chiroptera, Phyllostomidae.
CGGCUCCGCGCUGCAAUGUGUGGGGCGCGGGAUGCCGCUGCCCUCGCGGCGGUCUGGGUGGGAGGCCCCGCGGCAGGCGCCGCGCCGCCCUGUCGUUCGCCGUCAGUCGGGGGAGACGGCGUGGAGGGUCCGCACUGGAGGGUCUGGACUCGGGGAACGAAGCGAAGCCCGCCGAAGAUCCGACGGGGACGGAGCGCGCCCCUGGGGCGCCUGUGGGGCGGGGCGAGCGUGGAAGCUUCCCCCGCGCGGAACGCCGGGGCGGAGGGCGUCCGGACCUGCGGGGUCUGGGCUGGGGUCUUUUCCUCCCCAGCGCCCAGCGGUCUGCCGAGAGGCGGCCGCGCGUUCUGCCAUCCCUGUCUACCCGCCUGCCCGUCCGCAGGAGACAGCCUUUUCUUUAUUAGGCGACCGGCCCAGUCUGGAGGCUCCGAGGGCCCCCAUCUACAGAGGAAAAGCGGGGGGAGGGAGACUGAGACGUCGUGGGUUCCACCUUCUCCAUCACUGGGCCUGACGGCCAGGCCACACUUUCCAUUCCUGUUCCUCCAGAGCCCGUUUGACUGCCAAGUCCGCCUCUCUCUUCCCGUUCCCACGCGCCAACAUCUUGUUCUCUCCUGCAUCCCUUAUUCCUUUCCUUUUUGUAAGUUACAGAUGGACAGAUCCAAACUCUGCUGCAUAAGCCUUAAUGUCAGAUCAUUCACAUGGGAUUUUCUUUCCUUCUUAAACCUCAGAAAUACUCAUCCUAGACAGAGAAGUGUACACUUAUUUCACACUUUUAGCAGGUCAGUAUGCUGAUCUUUUAGUACAGCAAUAACUCAAAUGCUGUUUUAUAAACAAAAGCCUUUAUUUUAACUACAAUUGAAGAUAUUUGUGCUGCCAAGCUAGGCUGAUAGAAUCCUAGGGGAAAAACUAUUCUCUUUCCUAUUGUUUUCACCUGGAUUUAGUAAUUCGUAUUAUAACGUUUGGAUGAGAAUUAUAUGCCUUAUGCUUUCUCUUUUCGAGUGUGAGACGAAAUAAAAGUGUGUCUGUAUCUGUAGUCACAUUCAAUAGAAAAAAAAUACCUAAAUAUUGGCAAAACAAGGCAAGUCAGAAAUUUUACUUUCUGCUACUGC